This is a messenger RNA of Aspergillus wentii DTO 134E9, 1761 nucleotides long. Its product is annotated as carotenoid oxygenase family protein. The record is from RefSeq and is a predicted model, not a curated record. Gene Ontology annotation, molecular function: carotenoid dioxygenase activity. The coding region runs from base 1 to 1761 and encodes 586 amino acids. Gene Ontology annotation, biological process: carotene catabolic process. NCBI's taxonomy places the organism in Eukaryota, Fungi, Ascomycota, Eurotiomycetes, Eurotiales, Aspergillaceae. The transcript is spliced from 3 exons.
AUGCCAACAACACAUCCCUUCCAAACAGGCAACUUUGUCCCCGUCCGCAAACAGCACUCUCUCACACCAUGUGAAUACCACGGCUCUAUUCCCCAGGAACUCCUCGGGGGCCAAUACAUCCGCAACGGCAGCAACCCCCUCAUGGACCAAGAUGCCAACCGCGCAGAACACUGGUUCGACGGCGAUGGGAUGCUCAGCGGUGUCUUUUUUCGACGGGGUAAAGCCGGAGUAUCGCCAGAGUAUGUGAAUCAAUAUGUCAUCACGGAUGUGCUUCGAGAAGCAUCUGCCAAGAGAGGUCGUCUGGGGGCUCCCAUUCUGCCUAGUAUUGCGACGCUGGUUGAUCCUGCGUCGAGUGUGUUGAGGAUUAUGUAUGCGGUGCUCAGAACAGUGGUGCUUGUUCUGUGGUCGUUUUUGUCAAUGCCAAUUAGAAAGAUCAGUGUUGCUAAUACGCAUAUUGUGCACCAUGAUGGACGGGUGUUGGCGACGUGCGAGAGUGGGCCGCCGAUGAGGAUGUUUCUGCCUCAGCUUCGUACAGUGGGAUGGUUUGAUGGAUGGCAAUCGGAGGGUGAGGGAGAUAAAAAGACAUUUCAAGAUGGGUAUGGAGGAUCCGGGCUAUCUGGAUUUUUGAAAGAGUGGACAACUGGCCAUCCUCGCGUCGAUCUGCAAACCGGGGAACUCAUUCUCUUCCAUUCAACCUUUAUCAAGCCAUUUGUGCAAUACUCCAUCAUACCCGGUGGAAACUCAAUAAAGAAAAUGCUCAAUAUCCCUGUCCCAGGGAUGACAUCGCCAAAAAUGAUGCAUGACUUUGGUGUCUCAAAACAACACACCAUCAUCUUCGACAUCCCCCUCUCCCUGGACCCAUUUAACAUAGCAUACAACAAGCCCGUCGUCGAAUACAACCGACAUGGUAAGACUCGCUUCGGCGUCUUCCCUCGGUACUCUCCUGAACAAAUACACUGGUUUGAAACAGAAGCAUGCGUUAUCUUCCAUGGCGUUAAUUCCUGGGACGAAUCAUCGCCCAUCAAGGAGUGUAGCACCGUGAACACCCUCGUCUGUCGGAUGAAGAGCGCCGGCUUGAUCUUCCAAGCAGGCAAUAUCAAACCACCACUUAAUGACGAUGACACUGGCGAAUGUCGACUAUAUUACUACCAGUUCGAUAUGAAUCGGCACAUCAUAUCGCAGCAAUGGGCACUAGCAGCUAUCCCUUUCGAAUUUCCGCACGUCCCCAAUCACCUUUCUAUGAGUGAAGCGCGUUACGUAUACGGCUGUUCUACGGCGUCUGGGACGUUCGGCCAGGCACUCGGGGCAGGGGUGAAAAUCGACUGUCUGGUCAAGGUUGACGUGGCGCAGUUACUCUCUCAAGCCGCUGAUACUCCUCCUUUGCCGGUUACAGGAUGCGUGGAUACGCGAUCCAUGGCGGAGAUAUUGGAUUCUACGAACCCUACUGAUCCGAUUCGGGUCUUCAGAAUGCCGCAUGGGUGGUACGCGCAGGAGUGUUCGUUUGUGCCUCGUCGUGCUGCGGCGUCAGAAGAUGAUGGCUUCUUGUUAACGUUUGUGUUUGAUGAGGCGCAGCUUGAUGCUGAUGAGUGUGCGCCGGCUGAUGCUCGGAGUGAGCUGUGGGUAAUCGAUGCGAGAGAGAUGAAGGAUGUCGUGGCGAGGAUUGUCCUUCCCCAGCGAGUACCGUAUGGUAUGCAUGGGAAUUGGUUUUCAGAGGAUGAGAUCAUCAAGCAGAGACCUGUUGAGAGGUUUCGGUCUAUUUAA